This is a messenger RNA of Bursaphelenchus okinawaensis, 892 nucleotides long. Lineage: Eukaryota; Metazoa; Nematoda; Chromadorea; Rhabditida; Aphelenchoididae. The record is from the annotation of a GenBank genome assembly.
AUGCGUUUUACGUUAAUAUUAUUAUUGGUGGUAUUAGUGAUUCAAGUAGCUGUUGAUGGUCAAGUGGCUAGAAGAACAAGAGCAAGGACGUGAGUGAUGGAAAAAUAAAUUUUUAAUAUUAUUACCGUAACAAUUUUUAAAAAAUAAAGAAGUUUUGAUUUGAGCAAUAAACAAAAUAAAAAAAUCUUAUUAGUUGAAACUUGUAGCUGAAAUUAGAAAAAAAAAUGUUUUAAACAAAGAUCAUGCUUUUAGCAAUGCCUCAAACCGAAAUAUGGCUAACACAGGAGCUAGGGGUACGUUUAGGUUUGUCAUAAAACCAAAUAAUUUUUAGAAAUUCUUUGUUAUUUUAACGAAUUUUUUAAGUAUCAAAUAGACGAUCACUGCCAGGUAUUGCACCUAUACGCCCUCUAAUUGGUGUCAGAGUUAAUAAAAAAAAUCGAAAACAGACUACACCAAAUCCUAAUAUUGCUCUACGUACCAGUUUAACUACACGCUUCCAGUCAGCUACAGCUGCACCAAUUCGUGUGGUACCGCCUAGGAAAACUGCUACCACUAUGAGAGUUUUGUAAGUGAAUAUUUAUAAAUGAUUUUUUACUGAGUUUAAGCAAAAUUUGUUAAGAGUAUGCUUGAAACCUUCCAACGUUUAUAAAAAAUAAACUUUAGGCCAAGCACACCAUCACAACGACGACCAAUACCAAAUUUAGCUCCACCACCACUUCGAGGAUUCAAAGUGUCAACAGCACUGUCAGAUGCACCACCUGCGAUCCGGCCACCACCUGGCGUAGCCAAGAAGCUAAACAUGGCUGAUAUUAACGACUUUAUGCGAUUGGCCAGAUUUAUGUUGCGACGUCGUCGAACUCAACGCAAAAUUCAGCGCCCACCAAAGUUCUAA